CUCUUCGGUUAAUUCUCGAAUAUAAAGCUGUUUCACUAACAACCUCUAACAACCUCUAGACUGGCAAGGCUCUGCAGUACUAGCCCGGCUGAAUAGGCCGUUGCACAGUCUAGAAAUGCUUGCUAACCUGAAGCAUCGUUAAUCGCGACAAGUUCGGUUAAGUAUCGCCUUACUGUCGUAGAUAAAUAAAUAGAAAUCUGAUACGAUACCUGAACUUCUCACUUCGCCUCUUGUCUUGAACCAAUAAUGUCUACCUUUGGAUCCCUUUUCCGUGUAACUACCUAUGGUGAGAGCCAUUGCGCCUCUGUAGGUGCAAUCAUCGAUGGAUGUCCUCCUGGACUGGAGCUUACUCCACAAGACAUUCAGGUGCAGCUAAGUCGCAGAAGACCAGGACAGAGCAAUCUUACCACACCUAGAGAUGAGAAAGACCUUGUGCAUGUGCAAUCUGGCAUCGAGCAAGGUGUCACCCUUGGAACACCUAUAGGCCUCCUGGUAAAGAACGAGGAUCAACGUCCGAAAGAUUAUUCUGAGACAGAUUUGUACCCUCGUCCGAGUCACGCAGACUACACCUACCUUGAAAAGUAUGGUGUGAAGGCCAGCAGUGGAGGCGGACGUAGCAGUGCACGAGAAACUAUUGGUCGUGUUGCAGCGGGUGCGAUUGCCGAAAAAUACCUCAAACAGGUGUUUGGCAUUGAAAUCGUCGCCUUUGUCAGUUCAGUUGGCAAGAUCCACCUGCCAUCCAAUGUGGCACCACCGUCCCUCACAGCAGUGGACGAGGACAACGAUGACAUAGCAGACGCGUUAACACCUGAGUUUAGACAGUUACUGGCCACGAUUACCCGGGAGGAGGUUGACAAGCAUCCCACACGCUGCCCUCAUCCAGAAACUGCAGAACGGAUGACGAAGCGCAUCAUCCGCGCUAAAGACUCUAUGGACUCUAUUGGCGGGACAGUGACGUGCGUCAUUCGUAAUGUCCCGUCAGGUCUUGGAGAGCCGGUUUUCGACAAGUUCGAAGCGAAACUUGCGCAAGCCAUGAUGUCGAUUCCUGCCACGAAAGCUUUCGAGGUCGGCUCUGGCUUCAGAGGAACAGAGGUUCCCGGAAGCAAGCACAACGACGCCUUUAUCUUGAAAGACGGUAAACUCGGCACCACCACCAACUGGAGUGGUGGUAUCCAAGGAGGCAUCACCAAUGGUGAAGACAUCUACUUCAGGAUUGGAUUUAAGUCACCUGCAACCAUAUCGCAAGCACAACGCACCGCGCAGUACGAUGGUACACCAGGAACACUCGCCGCUCGCGGGCGUCACGACCCUUGUGUUGUCCCUCGUGCUGUUCCCAUCGUGGAGGCCAUGGCAGCCAUUGUCGUCAUGGACCAGCUGCUCAUUCAAAACGCACGCAAGACCGCCACUGGGCUGCUCCCUCCUAUCACAACGCUCCCACCCACCAUGGUGAUGCCAUCGCAUUGAUAAUAGAAUGAAGAUCUCGAUAGAGUAUAUAGACCUUCAACAAGGAUGUAUUGGGUAUGACGUGAUGCUAAUAUACAAAUGUAGUCUGAACAAG
Molecule: messenger RNA, 1558 nt
Organism: Suillus subalutaceus
Lineage: Eukaryota; Fungi; Basidiomycota; Agaricomycetes; Boletales; Suillaceae
Product: chorismate synthase
Exons: 6
Coding region: 247-1464 (405 amino acids)
Biological process (GO): aromatic amino acid biosynthetic process; chorismate biosynthetic process
Cellular component (GO): cytosol
Molecular function (GO): chorismate synthase activity; FMN binding
Source: RefSeq, a predicted model, not a curated record